CAGCCAUGAGCAUGGCGAGAGACCAGCCGGUUAGGUAAGACGGGCAGAAUGCUUCCUAAUGCGAAUAAUGGAACUGUCAGAGGUCAACCAUGGAGGGAGGAGAAUGAGUGAAACUGCCAUGCGUGAAUGAGCCUGAACGUCGUCAAAGCCGAGGUAUAUUCCUCUCAUACGGCGAGUCAGAACUAUCCACAAACGAACAAACUAUCUCGUACUGUAGAUAGCCCUUCCGAUAGGCCCUCCGAGGCGAUCCAAGCAUUGUCCAAAAUGCAUCACCCAAAUCCGCCCAUCCCACAAUGUUUCCAACCCAAAUCUAAUUUGCGUCUCAUAUCGCUGAUGCUACCCCUUGUUUCCUGGAGCAUAGCCAAAGAUUUGAUUGCCGUCGUCAUUAAGAAAGACAGAAAGAAAAAGGAUAAGACUAAAGAGGAAGAAACCCAAACGCUCCAUGUCGCUUAAAACGUCCAACGCCAAUAAUCAACAAGAGUAGACAACAACCCCUGCGCGGGGGUUGCCUCGUGACAGCCGAUGGCCGACUGCCGCUCGGAAAACAACAAAGG
Molecule: messenger RNA, 554 nt
Organism: Parathielavia appendiculata
Lineage: Eukaryota; Fungi; Ascomycota; Sordariomycetes; Sordariales; Chaetomiaceae
Exons: 1
Coding region: 127-453 (108 amino acids)
Source: RefSeq, a predicted model, not a curated record